This is a messenger RNA of Lampris incognitus (smalleye Pacific opah), 5211 nucleotides long. It is a transcript of the gene eml4, whose product is annotated as echinoderm microtubule-associated protein-like 4. Gene Ontology annotation, molecular function: microtubule binding. NCBI's taxonomy places the organism in Eukaryota, Metazoa, Chordata, Actinopteri, Lampriformes, Lampridae. Gene Ontology annotation, cellular component: mitotic spindle. Bases 264 to 3365 code for a protein of 1033 amino acids. The transcript has 24 exons. Gene Ontology annotation, biological process: microtubule cytoskeleton organization. The record is from RefSeq and is a predicted model, not a curated record.
CAGCGGUGUGCGCUUGUGAAGCCAAGCGAACGAAGGUGAUCCGUCGCCGCGGCACAAAGCGCGCCGUCCCGCUCCUCCGCUCGCCGUGCGCCCGCGCGCUCACACUUCCUUUCCGUCGCUCGACCGCGUCAAAUUGGGCUCGUCCGCCUCGCGCCUCCCCUGCGUGGAAAAGGCCGGACGGAGGCCGACGUUCUCCUUCUCCCCCUCGAAAGCUGGAAGACGCCUGCAGACCCGGCGCUGUCUGCUGGAGCUCUCUUCCAGAUAUGGACGGAUUUACCGGCAGUUUGGAUGACAGCAUGUCUGGCACCAGUGUGUCAGACGUCCAUGAUCGCCUGUCUUCUCUGGAGCUGCGUGUUCAGCAGCAGGAAGAUGAACUGAUGGUGAUGAAGGCCGCCUUGGCUGACGUGCUGCGACGCCUUGCCAUCGCUGAAGACUCCGCCCCCCCCUCUUCCUCUUCAUCCUCUGCAAAGAGGCAUCAUGGAGGGAAAGGCGGGGCUCUUCUGCGUGAGGCCUACUCAAUGUCCUGUAUUGCCAAUGGAGGCUCUGCCAGCCGUAAACCCUCCCACAGAGAGCGAGACCCCGCCCCCCUGUCGGUGACCAGGAAAGAAACAGUCUCCUCUGCAGCCAAGAGUGGGGGAGAGAGGAAGAAGGAGACCAGCAGUGUGAAACCUCAGAUGGAGGGCAUCCAGGAGCAUGAGGAGCCCCUCCCAUCCAGCGACAAACCAACCUCCUCUUCCUCAGCCACCGGCAGCCCCCAACCCACUCCCUCCCCCUCUGCCAGCCUCCCCCCCUCCCCCCACCCCCCUCCCCCACAGAGGGCGGCCCAGUCAGCAGACGGCAGCAAAGGGCCGUCUCCAGUUAAAAGAGGUUCCAGUGCUAAACGGGGGUCGGGGAUGGAGCGUUCCCACAGCAGCACAUGGGACAGCGGAGAGGAGAGCAGAAACAAGCUGGUUAAAGCUGCGUCUACCUCCAAACUGCUGGCCAAGGUGGUGAAGAAUGCUGAGAGGCACAAAGAUCCAGUGGUGAGUCAAGCCAAAAUGUCUACUCGUGAGAAAAACAGCCAAGCAGAGGGGAAUCACAUCAAGAUGUUCAUGCGUGGUCGUCCCAUCACCAUGUUCAUCCCUUCUGAUGUGGAAAACUAUGACGAAGUGCGCACGGAGCUUCCGUCACAGCGACUCAAACUGGAAUGGGUGUAUGGAUACAGAGGGAGGGACUGUCGAGCCAAUGUCUGCCUCCUCCCAACAGGAGAGAUCGUCUACUUCAUUGCCUCUGUAGUCAUUCUCUUCAACUAUGAGGAGCGAACACAGAGGUUCUACCAGGGACACACCGACUGUGUCAAAUGCUUGGCCAUUCAUCCAGAUAAAAUCCGCAUUGCCACUGGACAGAUUGCAGGGGUGGACAAAGACGGAAGACCCCUGCAGCCCCAUGUCAGGGUGUGGGACAGCGUCAGCCUGACCACCCUGCAGGUCAUCGGCCUGGGCACCUUUGAGAGAGGCGUGGGCUCACUGGCCUUCUCCAAAGCAGACUCUGGGCAGCACCUGAGCGUUAUUGAUGAUUGUAAUGACCACAUGCUGACAGUGUGGGACUGGCAGAAGAAAGCCAAGAUCGCUGAGAUAAAGACAACCAAUGAGGUGGUCCUGUCGGUUGAGUUCCACCCCACUGACCCACACACCAUCGUCACCUGUGGGAAAUCUCACAUCUUCUUCUGGACGUGGAGUGGGAGCUCGCUUGCACGCAAGCAGGGCAUCUUUGGGAAAUACGAGAAACCAAAGUUUGUUCAGUGUUUGGCCUUUCUGAGUAACGGAGACAUCCUGACUGGGGACUCUGGAGGCAUCAUGCUUGUUUGGACCAGAAGUUCUGUAGAACCUCCACCAGGGAAAGGACCCAAAGCCUUCCAGAUCAGCCGUCAGGUAAAGGCUCAUGAGGGCAGUGUAUUCACACUGUGUCAGAUGAGGAGCGGCACCUUGCUGACCGGAGGAGGGAAAGACCACAAAGUCAUAUUGUGGGACCAUGACCUUCGACCUGAGAGAGAGAUAGAGGUCCCAGAGCAAUAUGGAAGCAUCAGGGCAGUGGCUGAAGGGAAGGGAGAGGAGUUUCUGGUUGGAACCUCUCGAAAUUUCAUUCUGAGAGGAACCUUUAACGACGGCUUCCGCGUGGAAGUGCAGGGUCAUACAGACGAGCUGUGGGGUCUGGCUUCUCACCCCUUCAGGGAGCUUUUCCUCACUUGUGGUCAAGACAGACAGGUGUGCCUUUGGAAUGCUGUGGACCAUUCACUGGAGUGGAGCCGCCUGCUGGAGGAGCAUGGCCACUGUGCAGAUUUCCAUCCCAGUGGAGUGGUGGUUGCCAUAGGAACCCAUUCGGGAAAGUGGUAUGUCCUGGACGCUGACACCACUGACCUGGUUGCUAUCCACACAGACGGUAACGAGCAGCUUUCCAUCAUGCGCUUCUCAGUAGAUGGCACACUGCUCGCAGUUGGGUCACAUGACAACUUCAUCUACCUGUACACAGUUGGAGAUAAGGGACGCAAGUACAGCAGAUAUGGAAAAUGUUCAGGACAUUCCAGCUACAUAACUCACCUGGAUUGGUCCCCUGACAACAACUUCAUCAUGUCCAACUCAGGAGAUUAUGAAAUUCUUUACUGGGACAUUCCAAACGGCUGUAAGCUCAUUCGGAAUCGCUCCGAGUGUAAGGACAUCGACUGGGCCACUUACACCUGUGUGCUAGGAUACCACGUCUUUGGAGUGUGGCCAGAAGGCUCAGAUGGGACAGACAUUAACGCCCUGAUCAGAUCUCACAACAGGAAGGUCAUUGCUCUGGCUGAUGACUUUUGUAAAGUUCAUCUGUUCGCCUACCCCUGCUCCAGAGCCAAGGCACCCAGCCAUAAGUACAGCGCUCACAGCAGCCAUGUGACCAACGUCAGCUUCCUGUACAGUGAUAGCCAUCUCAUCUCCACCGGGGGAAAAGACACCAGCAUUAUGCAGUGGCGUCUGGUGGACAAAAGUCCCUCAUUGGUCCCCAGUGACUCCUCUCUGUCUGUAGGGGAGGGGCUUAUUCAUAACUCCACCCCACAGAGGAUGGACUCCAUCGCCUCGUCGCCCACUGAGCCAGCUCCUUCCACACUCACUCUUUGCGCCACUCCUCCUGCAUGCUGUGGCACUAACACUCCUCCCCCUGCACCCACUGAACAGCCGGCCCCACCCCCAACUUCCAAUGGCACGCAAGAGAGUGCCCCGGAAACCCCGCCCCCCUCAGAGUCAACCCUGCCUCCUUCCAAUAGUACAGAGAGUCCCAAAGACAGCCUGGACCCGAGUGACGACACAGCUACGCCCAGCGACGAAGGCAUGCCUCCAUUCAGCAGCUCCUAGAGGCAGAUGGUUCUAUGGUUCGCAUCUGCUCACUUCUGCUCUCUGGAAAUGUCGACUUGUCACUGCACAACUCCUUAACAACAGACUGUUCACAGCUGCCUGUUUCUCAUGGCAGUAAUAUGGGCCUUUGCAUGGUGUGUGUGUGUGUUUGUGUGUGUGUGCGCGCGUGUGUGUGUAUGUGUGCACAUGUGUUUGUGUGCGUGCCCACACAGGCACAUGCGCAGUGAAGUGAAAGCAGCUGGGUACAAAAAAAUGAUUUGGCCUAACUGGAAUCAGGGUUCAGUGGUGAGGUUUUAUUUGUUAGUGCUACACACACACGCACACACACGCACACACACACACACACACGCACACACACACACACACACACACGAACCAGUGUGAGUGUGUUGGCCAACUUGUCUUGGUUUCACUAUCACCAUAGUGUUGGUAAAACCUGAAGCUCCUUAACAGAAAAGCCUGCAGAGGUGGGAGGUCAAGUCUUAAGUGUGUCCACGUGCUGGAGUCAUUCCUGAGGAGGUGUCCACCCCAACCCAUUCAGACAAACACAGCAGAGAACUUCCUGCUGGAGGUUGAAGACAGCAAGUUAUGACAUCUUGACUUGGCGUGUGUAUACAUACAUGUACACAUUCCAACUCGUGAUAUGAUGUGCUAUAUCUAUCUAUCUAUCUAUCUAUCUAUCUAUCUAUCUAGAUAGAUAGAUAGAUAGAUAUUUCAUUUAAAUAUUAUAUGAUAUAGAUAAUGCAGAUAAGGUGCUGUCUUCAAAGGAAGGAGGGACUGGUUGUGGGAUUUCCUCUCAGCAGGAAGCUGUUUUUUAAUGUUUCUUUGCGCCUGUCAUUGUUUUUUAAAGCAGUUUCUUUUUUCUGAAAGUGACUUUAUUUGCUUUGAUGUAUGAUUUAUGUCAAUUUUACUCAUGAUAGAUCUGUACUGUAGUAAAUAGAGUUCUUUGUGGUUGAAUUGUGUACUUUCAGUGGAAACUGUUGAGUGGUCUUUACCGUCUGUGUGUGUGCAUGGUGGUCAAAGGUGGACGGGUACCAAACCUAGUCAAUUCUUUAAAAAUGACUCCUCAGGCCUCCUUUUUAACUCCACAAUCUUCCCGGUGUGUUUUUCUUCUACAUUCAGGUGUUGUUCCAAUAUGUGUAUAUAAUGGUAUGCCUGUAUGUAUAUUUCUGGUCUUUCACCGUAAUAGUUCAAAUCUACCACUAGGAGGCGUAGCUCCUUAGUUCAACCAAUUACAGUUGUGCUCCAUGUUGACGUGUGGACCAUCUGCGUUGUUUCUCUUCAUGUUAGCUGGUGGUAUGGUGGCAGGGCUGUCUGGUGUCUGUUGUCUUGGAGCUUCUGAACGUGGUUGAAAAGAUUUGCCUUGUAAGUCCAGGAGAGUUUGUAUGAACCUGUGUGUGUGUGUGUGUGUGUGUGUGUGUGUGUGUGUGUGUGUGUGUGUGUGUGUGUGUGUGUGUGUGUGUGUGUGUGUGUGUGUGUGUGUGUUUGGGGGGGGCUUGCGGUCCAUCCAUCGAUAUGUCUCCUUCACGUGUUCAACUCUGUCUGCUCUCCCUGGAGGGCUGGUACAGAAGAUGAACUGUGGACGUUUGGGUUGAGAAGGACCACAGUACUGUGCUGUCACUCUGCUCAGCCUGUGGCGUGUGGGGGGGGGGGGGUUCAUAAGGAAUCAAAGUCAUUUUACAAUUAGUGUUUUUUUUUCUUUAGACAUUCAGUAACUGCGUUGAUACUCAUGAUGAUGAAAUGACACAUGUUCAUGUGACAAUGUUUUGAGCCAAUCAUGUCUCUCAAGCAUUCCUGUCAGAACGACAGAAAGUACUGAAGAUUUUAAAAGCAAAUAAACGUUUUU